UGAAAACUGGAAGGCAAGCUCACAAUUCGCGUUCAAAGUGAAAUAUAGUCAAAGAUAUUAAGCGGGAGUCUCCAAAGCUUCCGAAGCUCCGAUCUGAAUUCCGAGUCAACUCAGAAAUGGCAACUGGAACAGCACCACCAAGAGGAAGUGCAGCGGCAGCUGCAAGCAUGCGCAGGAGGAGAACAACAACCGGUGGGGGGGCCUCAGGAGGGGCUGCUGGGACUAUGCUUCAGUUUUACACAGAUGAUGCUCCAGGACUUAAGAUCUCUCCGAAUGUGGUUCUUGUCAUGAGCAUUGGUUUCAUUGCGUUCGUUGCCAUGCUCCAUGUCAUGGGGAAGUUGUAUUUUGUUCGUAGGGACUAGGGAGGCUUCAAAGUGUGUUAACAGUAGCAAAAACUAAGUUCAAUAUUGUGGAUUUUUGCUUAAUAAUGGAUUUCAUUUAAUUUCUCCAGCCCUUUCUUUAUUCCCUUAGUAUCAGUUUCAGCAGGGGCAUUUUGGGUUACAAUCUCUGCAAUGUAUAAACUUUAGAAACCCACGAUGGAUGUCCAACCAACCACUCAUCUAAGUAACAGGGCGAACAAGAUAAGCCCACCAUCAGCAUUCAGCAUCACCGAAUCCAAGGCACCUAAACUUCAUUUGGCCAGAGCCAAUUAGGCGUGUUAAUUCACAAUUUAUGCAUAAAAUAAUCAAGUACUGUGUACAAUGCACUCCUAGUCAUGGACAUUUGCGGACAAUAAAAUAGGACUUAAGUAAUCACCAAUAAGUUUUGACUGGUUUGUUACAGGGUACAAGGACAAGUAACAAUAAAACGCUACAUACAGACUACAAAUAGAGAUUUUAAAAUAACAGUUCCAUUACAUGACAAAAAAACAGAGCAUUUGUGUGCAUUAUUUUUUUUAAGUUUUAAUCCAAGAAUUAUGUAAUUAUUUUCAUUGCUAGGAUUCACUCGAAAAUGUGGAGUCCCAACUUGCUGCUUAUGGGGACAUGGCAUUUGGCAAAAUUAAAGGUCUGCUCCAUCGAUCAAUUCAAUCCGUGCACAUUCUGUUUGUAUCUGAGAGACAAUUAACUUUCAGAUUUUAAGGUUUUGAGGUUUGACAUUUUUUGCUGCAGAGGGGGUUAACAUUGCAGCUUCGCAUCCAUUGAUCUCGGGUGGUGGUGUUGUUUGCUUGGGAUUUCUGUAGGUAGUUUCUACAUUCCUAGGUUGUGUAUGCAACAGCAGCAUAAAUUAAACCCAUCUUUUCUUUUUGUGUGUAUGCCCCAAAAAGCUGCUACCAUGUAAUUGUACGCACAAAUGUCUACGCAUAACUUGUUAUCGAUUGAAACAAACUCUUUCUAACAAUGUGGAGGUGCUGCUAUUUCAUAACCAAUUAUAGCGAUUAGUUUAAGUGUUCUAGAAUAGUGAAGGUGUUAUAGGUCAAAACUUAAUUUCCGGCUCGUGCGAUUUCGGGAUCCGAAUAUUCAUUU
Messenger RNA from Durio zibethinus, 1463 nucleotides. NCBI's taxonomy places the organism in Eukaryota, Viridiplantae, Streptophyta, Magnoliopsida, Malvales, Malvaceae. The record is from RefSeq and is a predicted model, not a curated record.